Molecule: messenger RNA, 2547 nt
Organism: Paramacrobiotus metropolitanus
Lineage: Eukaryota; Metazoa; Tardigrada; Eutardigrada; Parachela; Macrobiotidae
Product: zwei Ig domain protein zig-4-like
Exons: 8
Coding region: 530-1432 (300 amino acids)
Cellular component (GO): neuron projection
Source: RefSeq, a predicted model, not a curated record
AGUGGAUAAUAAUUUCUUUUGCGUGGUCCAAAAUUUUCUUGUCUUGUAAUUCCGGACAUACUGUUCUACUUGUGCACCACCAUAGCACAGAAAACGCGCAUCUGUCCAGUUUCUUUUUAAUAGACUCCAUUUCUACUGUAUGGCCAGAGAUACUUAAGACUAUUGUUCUCAAUACAAGGGAAAUACGUCGUCGUGUCUCCUUCUCUCUUCGUUCUCUCUGUGUUGGCUUGCCAUCGCCUCGGCUGAUCCGUUGUUAAGCGAGCAGUGUGAUUGUGGUGCAGUGAGUGUUUUUCGGAAAGAUUCGCGUUUCCGAAAUGACAGCGCUGCGUGGAGGUGAAGCCGGCACUGUCAGCAGACGACCCUAAGUUUAUUACGGUUAUAUAUCCUUAUUAUCCCCCUACCAAGUGUACAUAUACACAUCCCACGGUUAAUAGCCGGCAAUUGUGUGCAAAGUGUGGCAAAGAUAAGAGGCCGCACGAGUUCACUCAUUCCUUAUCUGUCCCGUGUUCACAUAUAUAUUAUCAGAGGGAUGCAUAAUAUAUUCUUCAGAUUAUUCAGCCUUUGGCUGACAUGCAUAUAUUCGCUUUCAGUACAGGCGUUCCCGGUUCAGAAUUUGCACAGUUUACCUAUACGACCAAGGAGAGCUCUACAAAUAGAUUCUAUUGCGGGUGAUGAAAGUGCUGUACUAGCCCACCAGCUAGAUUUCCUGGAAAUUAAACCCCCUUCCCACAUGGAAACCUUCGCACACGAAUCCGUGACCUUAACCUGUCAGGCCGGCGGUAAUCCCCCACCGACCAUCCACUGGCUGAAGAACGGCAUCCCCAUCAUCCAGAGCUCCUUCGAGAACAGUGAACUGCUACUGGAGCAGUUAUCGGGGCGCGGUGGCGGCGCUUCCGGGCUGGACGAGACGGAGGCCAACAGUAACACCCCGGUGAUUGGCAUCAGCUCUACCCGCUCCCGUCUCUUCCUGGACUGUCUACAGCCCAAGGACUCGGCUAUCUAUACAUGCGUAGCCGAGACUCCCUAUUCCCGGAUCAGCACCGACACCAAACUAAUUGUCGCAGAUGGGCCCAAUAAAUUAGGCGGAAGUGAGUGUAUAGAGAAGCGGAGUAGCAGUACUGGCUACGGGAAGCCGGCGCGGAUAACAAUGUGGACGGACACCCGAAUGGAACUCACCGGCGCUGACGUCAAGCUGUUUUGUCGUGUAUCCGGAACACCCACACCCCAAGUCGCCUGGGAGCGGGCCGAGGACGGAGAGGUCACCCCGGAAGUAAUACAUAAUGAUGCCAGGCAUAAGAUUCUUCCCAACGGAGAUCUUAUAAUAAAGAACGUUAGCUGGGAAGAGGACAUGGGAAGGUUUAUCUGUGUUGCUCAGAACAGUUUAGGCAUUGAUAAGGCCAAGAUGUUCCUUUAUCCGACUCCUGGGCUCUGACACCGGCUCAGCUAAUCCAGAGUGCGGAGCAGCACACGAGUCAGACCUUAUUCUUAGUCCUGAAUGUGAAAAGAGAUUUUGUUCCGAGUGCCCAAGUUUUUUGUUUUUCGUUACGAGAAAGCGGCGGUGAUAAAUUAUCCCUGAGAAACUAACAAGAGAUGACUACCACGCACUGCAGUCUGGCGCAUCUUUAUACUCCCUUCCCUACGGCCCCAGUGUUCGCCCGCGUUCGCCCAUUCCUUAGCCUCUCCCCUGUUUGAAUAUAAUCCGUAUUCUGAGCAGAGAUGGUUUGAAAGUGCACACCACUGCAAUGGAAUAUCCUAUUACUCCAGCCCCACAUUUGGCAGAAAUCCCUCUGGAGUACACUCCUUGUGUAUAAAAAAUGUUGACCAACAACGGCCUCUGCACCCUAUAGAAAGGGAUAUGAAUACUACGGAAAAUGUCGUCCGGCAACAAAGGUCACGGAUCAAAUAUGCAUACAGGGCACACUCUAUUUAUAUCUCGCUAUUUUACCGGCACACUUCAAUACUCACCUCACAGUAUUCUUAUCGACACUCCUCUCUGCUCGGCAUCUGCGGUAUUAUGAUCUCUCAGAAAAUUAUUUGUUAAUAUAUAAUUAAAUAAUAAUCCUUUUGUCAGUUCUGUGAAUGUCUGUAUAGAUACUUUAUGUAAGGCUAAGGUAUUGCUGGCAAAUUUUAAAGCACAAAUCUUCACACAAAGAUGCGCUUCGUAUACUUUGUGGUCGGCCAUGUAAAGUGUGGAUUUUAAAUGUGUGUAUAUAUGCUAAUUGGAAAAUAUUUUGGUGUCUUAUUUUUCUAAAACCUGACGCUGUUGUGGGUACCUUCUUUUCCGAAGGAACUGUAAUGGACUUUGGCUAGCAUUAUGUUCUUCUUGUCUUUUUUGCAUGUGCGACUGCUUGUCACGAGGAAUUUUGUUGACGUUGUUGUACCGGAAGCCCGCGUGCCCCUGCUUUAACCGGUUGACGGUAGCCUCCAAUGUAUAAUAAUAAUAUAAUAUAAAACUGCAAUUUUACGGAUCCGAGAUUCAGCUGACUGGACUAUUUACUGGGCCGUCCGCUGUUAUUGUUUAAAAUCUCGCUGCACUUGUAUAGAACA